Molecule: messenger RNA, 4648 nt
Organism: Trematomus bernacchii (emerald rockcod)
Lineage: Eukaryota; Metazoa; Chordata; Actinopteri; Perciformes; Nototheniidae
Gene: nbr1a
Product: NBR1 autophagy cargo receptor a
Exons: 22
Coding region: 109-3198 (1029 amino acids)
Biological process (GO): macroautophagy
Cellular component (GO): phagophore assembly site
Molecular function (GO): ubiquitin binding
Source: RefSeq, a predicted model, not a curated record
UCGACGCAGCUGACGAUGUAAACAAGAAAAGACAGUCGAGGGCAACAGGGAUCAAAUAGGCCGGUGUCACCGCAAAUGAUAGCCACUAUAUGCUCAUAAACGGCUGACAUGGGGCUGCCUGUUACGAUUAAAGUAAAUUUCCGUGGGAACGUGAAGAGAUUUCUGGCUCAGGAUUUGGACAAACUGGAGUGGGAGUCCGUUGAAGCCUGGAUCAAAGCGUCUUUUGGGAUCAACCACUUUCAAGUCAAAUACUUUGAUGAGGAUAAUGAAGAGAUUUGUAUAAACAGUCAAGAUGAAUAUGAAGAAGCCAUCAAGAGUGCAGAGAAGCAGGGGAACCAGUUGCACAUGAACGUGUACAAGAUGAAGGGUCAGGCCUGUGGAGGCCCGCUGAAGACGGAGGUGAAGGAGCUGAAAGGAGACCUCCGGCCUGCUCCUCCGUAUCCAUCAAGGGUCAAAACGGUGGAUAAAGGCACACAGGUCACCCCGGAGCGAGAAGCUGUCACAGUAAAGGACAACAAGGGGAACAAGCCAGAAGAUGAACCACCUCCCAUGUGGUUUAGAUCGUACAUGGAGAAGUUUAAAGAUGAGGUAGUGAAAGAGGUGGUGGAAAGGAUGUGCAAUGACUUUUCUGGCCAGUGUUGUACCCACAAAUCACCAGAUGGGCCCCUUGAAGCCAGUGGCGGUCCUUUAGGGCCAGGGCCGGGCCCCUCCACCUCAAGUGGGUCCCUGGGCUACACCCCCAACUGCAGCAGCUGCAAAAAACUCACCUCUGAAGGGGCCUACAAGUGCAGUGUAUGCCCGUCCUGCAUCCUUUGUGAGAUGUGCAGACACAGCCAUGACCCCAGCCACAACCUCGUGAGAACCAAGACACCUCUCUCCAUCCCUGAGCAUGGCAUGUCGGGAGAGUUGAGGUUCCCAAGGCGAGGAGACAUGACUGUGCGCAAGGCCGAGCGACAGCGCCUCAAAGCUGAAAGGAGGCAGCUCAGAGCUGAAGUGAAGGAAAUCAAGAAGAAACUGAGACUGGAGAAGAGGGGGCUGCAGUGGAGUGGGCCCUCUACCUCAGGCAGAGCCAACCUGACAAACAUGGCCUCCACGUCCACGCAGGUCCCAGCCCUGUCCCCCCCUGCUGCCACAGAAACUGCCUCAGGUCCAGCCCCAGCCCAAGGUCCCGUCCCUGCCCUGGCCCCUGAUCCCCAGACCUCCAGUCCAGAGGGUCCCGGGGUCUCGAACACGUCCUUGGUUCCUACUAUGGCUGCCUUGUUUCUGGAUGAAAAUCUGCCGGACGGCACCCGUCUGGAGCCUGGUACCAAGUUCAUCAAAUACUGGAAGAUGAGGAACUCGGGCACUAUCAGCUGGACCUCAGAGACUAAGCUAGUGUUCAUGUGGGGAAACCUCGGCUUGGCGUCAGAGGAGAGGAAGGAGGUGCCGGUCCCCUUGCUGCUGCCGGGACAAGUGGGAGUGGUCAGUGUGGCCUUUGUGGCCCCCGUGAUGGAGGGGACGUACACCUCCCACUGGCGGCUGGCGCACUGCGGCUGCCAGUUUGGCCCCCGGGUCUGGUGCAGCAUCGUGGUCGACCUCGGUGACGGCCGGAACGCACCCGGGCAUCAGAGCAAACCACUGAAGGAGGAGGAGAGUCCAGUGGAGAAGGAGGAGGAUGUCAGGUCAAAGGACAGCGGCCCUGUCUUUCCUGUAGACCUGAACCACGAAGACUACUACUUCCCCUCCGUGGACCUGCUCACUGCACAGGAUCUACUGUCAUUUGAGCUGCUGGAUAUAAAUAUUGUGCAAGAGUUGGAGAAGGUUCCGAACAACACUCCUGUUGAUUUGACUCCCUGCAUAUCUCCUCUGCCCCAUGAUCCACCAGUGUUGGAGGAGCCCGUACAUUUCCAGAUUAAAGAAGACGCAGAGGUCACAGGGGUCAGAAAGCUUUUUGCAGUAAGACUGAGGCAGCAGAAGGAGCAGCUGGAGCCUUUGGUCCAGGAGGAGGACCGGGAGGAGGAGAUCAGUGGAGCCCAGUUCCUCUGUGAGACUGUCAUCCGCUCCCUCACCUUAGAGGAGGCCCCUGAUCACAGACCCCUGCGUAGGGCCCAGCACAGCAGCCACAAACCUCAAGUUGUGUCGCGGGGCACCAGCUUUUGCUUGGAGAGGGUUGUAGAGGCUGAGCAGACGACAGAGACAGUGCAGGAGGGAAGUGAGGAGAUCUGUGCUGUUAGACUGGAGAGUUCAGCUCUGCCUGUCAACACAGGCCUCAACCAGAUCACAGAGGAAGAGGAGACCAGACCAGUUUUGCUGGAACCAGCAAAUGAAAACCUGCAUACGAGUUCACAUCAUGAUAUCGAGAACGAAGAAGUCAUUGAUGACAUGCAGAACAUGGCAGAAAUUCAAGAGGAGAAAGAGGAGGGUGGAACUAAAGGAGAAGACUGGGAGGAGGUCAGCAGUCAGACCUCCUCAGUCUCCUCCUGCGACGAUUACAUCAUCGUCCUCCCAGACUGCUUUGACACCAGCCGGCCUCUGGGGGAGUCCAUGUACAGCUCCGCCAUGUCGCAGCCGGACCCCGCCCCCCCCGCUGCUGCUGCUGAUGAUGUGACCCCAGCCGAUCCGGACGCACUGCAGGAGGAAGAGGAAGAGGAAGACUCCAACUCGGAGCCGGAUGACGUGGCCCCGCUGAGAGAGAGGCAGGAGGCGGUGGAUGCAGAGGAUUUGUCUGUGAACACGUGGCCCCCACCCGUCCCCGUCCCCCACAGCAGUGUGAACCAGAUGCUGUGCGCCUCCCAAACCCUGGACGCCGUGACGCUCACGCCUGUAGUGGUGCCUCCACCAGUGCUGCCUGACCCCCUGCUGCCCCCCCCCACACUCUACUCACCCAGGUCUGAGGCACUGUACCUGGCCGAGGAUCCCAGUCCUCCAGCCUGUGAUCCAUAUGAGCCACAUCAACCGAGGGUCCACCUAAAUGUAUCAUCUGGUCUGUCGAGAUCAGCAGGCUCAGCAUCCAGUGCCUUUGAGACAUACAACCCCAGACCCAGCAACGCUUUGCAGCCAAGGUGCAAUACAACAAAGAGGGCCAAGGAGGCAUCACCGAGGGACUUGUCAAAGGGGCCCUCUCUGUGGCAGCGUCCGCUUAUAAAGCUCUCUUCACAGGACCAAACUGCUCAAUACAGCGAGGCAUCGACCCGGCCACCCGGCAGGACCCUUCCCUGAUGGCCAUGCUGCUGGAGAUGGGCUUCAGAGACCAGCGGCUCAACCAGCGGCUGCUGAGGAAGCACGGCUACAGCCUGCUGCACACCGUCAACGAGCUGGUGCAGAUCGCCGAGGACAACCAGAGCAAAGCUGUCAAUGCUCCGCACUGAGCCAGGGAAACGCUACUCUAAAAAGAAAUGUAUUUGACUUUUAAACAUUACUUCAAGAGAAUAUUAAGAUUAUGACCUGCGUAUACAUCACCCUUUCCAGUGUCUAGUUUGUUUUAAAUUAUGUAAAGAAAGAUGUUUAUGAUUCGUGCAAUUCAAUACUUUUCCAAAGGGUGGAUGGUUAUUUAGGAACUAAUAUUAGCGAUAAUAAGACGGCAAAGUCUCUAAAGAGGAUUUAUUUCUUGGACUUGUUCAGAGAGAAAAUAGAUAUUGGCUUUUUCUGCCAUUGCCUUUUGAUUUAGCUUAAACAUUUUGACAAAAUUAACCAUAUCUACGCUUUCUUACAAAUAGUGGUUAGCCUUUGCCAUGCCUUGUGUACCUGGUGAAAGGGGAGGAGCUGUAGCUUCGACAGGCAAAAAGUGCGUAUUCCCGCUCUUCAUAUUUAGUGUUCGUAUGGCUGUUGUUGCUGCUUCCUCGGCGCUGAAAAAUAAGUAUUUUGACAGGGCUUGGCUAGAUUCCUCUCACAAAUAGAGCUAGGAAAAUGAAUACUGUUGAAUGUCAUUAAAGAUAGAAAGAGACAGCUCUCAUGUGUGCUACUGAAGCUAACGUAGCUAACGAUAUCUGGGUGGUAAGGGUCAGCAGUGCAGAAAUGAGAAUAUUUAAACUUUUCCCGAUUAUCGUAGUGAACUCUGCCUAAACAAUGCAAUCUUCUUUCUGUAUCAGAGUACUGUUAUUUUAGACGUUGACAUGUGGAAUGUAUACUUAAACUGUCCGAAACUGACUCGGAUGUUUUCUAUCGCUUUUUAGGAGACACCUGCAUGACAGGUAGAGGCUUUAGAGAUGUGUUUUCUCGUGGUCUUAGCACAGUCACGGUAGAAAGUGUCCGCUUCCUACAUCCUGCCUGCAUCUUCUCUAUUCGCAUAUCCAGCUGAAACAGUCAUUUAACACUUACUUAAACCCGAGAUGUCUCUAACAACACAUUCCUCACUCUCAUAGUGGAACAAAGUAUAUCUUAUUUCCUUACAUUGCCUUUAUAAAAACAUGAUUAUUAGUUUACUGAAAUAUACAUGUGGUGAUUUGUGGUGUGAGUGUGCAGAUUUAAGUUGAUGUCUGUUAUUUUGAAUCCUGUGUGGGUGCUUGAGGAUUUUCUUUUGUUGAUCACCCACCUUUAAAAAAAAAAAUCAUGCUCUGAAGAAUAAUUCUGAAUAUAUCUACUAUGCUUGUCAACUUAUUCCUCUGUCACAGAGUGUAUACAUUAAAUAUCCUUCUACUCUCAAUCCGCCAAUAAAAUAUUUGCACAUCUC